GGCCGCCUGAUGGAAAAGGCCGUGGCCCCCUCUAACCAUUAACCAGCAGGGCAUCCGGCGAAGAUUUAGCGGCCGCAUCCCGUGCCCGCCACUUACUGUACACAGCCCAGGCUCCAGGCAGGGCUGAGCCGGCAGGAGCAGCCCGAGCCCACUGCACACUGCCUGGCCACGCUGGACAAUGCCUCUCGCCGUGUACGCCUGUCUCCUCUGGCUGUGCACCAGUGGCCACUGGGCCGUCCAGGCUGCGGAUCCCCCAGGCGGUGACAUCUGUACCAGGAGCCCGCACCGGGGCCUGGCUCCAGCCAACGUGGACUUUGCCUUCAGCCUGUAUCGGCAGCUCGUGUCCUCGGCUCCAGACAGGAACAUCUGCAUCUCCCCCGUGAGCGUCUCCAUGGCCUUGGCCAUGCUGUCCCUGGGCGCCUCCGGCCACACUCGCACCCAGCUUCUGCAGGGCCUGGGCUUCAACCUCACGGAGAUGCCCGAAGCUGAGAUCCACCAGGGCUUCCAGUACCUGCACCACCUCCUUGGGGAGUCGGACACCAGCUUGGAGAUGACCAUGGGCAACGCCUUGUUCCUGGACCACAGCCUGGAGCUGCUGGAGUCCUUCUCUGCGGACAUCAGGCGUUACUACGAGUCCGAGGCCUUGGCCACAGAUUUCCAGGACUGGCCUAGGGCCUGCAGGCAGAUCAACGAGUACAUCGAGAAUAAGACGCAGGGGAAAAUUGCGGACCUGUUUCUGGGCCUGGAGAACCCAGCCAUCCUCAUUCUGGUCAACUACAUCUUCUUCAAAGGCACCUGGGCACACCCCUUUGACCCAGAAAGCACCGAGGAGAAGAGCUUCUACGUGGACGAUACGACCACGGUGAUGGUGCCCAUGAUGUUCCAGUCGAGCACUGUCAAGUACCUGCACGACCCGGUGCUCCCCUGCCGGCUGGUGCAGCUGGAUUACGUGGGCAAUGGCACCGCGUUCUUCAUCCUCCCGGACAAGGGGAAGGUGGACACGGUCAUCGCCGCCCUGAGCAGGGACACGAUUCAGCGCUGGUCCAAAUCCCUGACCUACAGGCUGGUGCACCUGUACAUCCCGAAGGCCUCCAUCUCCGGAGCCUACGAGCUCAGGGGCGCACUGGCGGCCAUGGGCAUCGCAGACUUGUUCACCAACCAGGCAAAUUUCUCAAGCAUCUCCCAGGAGGGCCCACUGAAGGUAUCGAAGGUGCUCCAUAAGGCUGUGCUGCAGCUCGACGAGCACGGGGGGGUGGAGGUGGCUGCCACGGGAGGCCCCCUGCAGCUGGUGUCUGAACCCCUCACCCUGAACUUCAACCGGCCCUUCCUCAUCCUGAUCUUCGACGACUUCACCUGGAGCAGCUUGUUCCUGGGCAAGGUUGUGAUCCCAGCCUGAGAGUCGGCCCAGCCUGGAGCCACUGCUGCAUCUGACUUUGGGCGCUGGGGAUCCCACGGAAGCAUCCGUGGGAGUGGGAGGUUUUCCUGCACCCGCCAGAGCUGUUUGUACCUUUCUGCGUGUUGGAAUAAAUCAGUCACUGUGA
This is a messenger RNA of Oryctolagus cuniculus (rabbit), 1541 nucleotides long. RefSeq names its product corticosteroid-binding globulin. NCBI's taxonomy places the organism in Eukaryota, Metazoa, Chordata, Mammalia, Lagomorpha, Leporidae. Gene Ontology annotation, molecular function: serine-type endopeptidase inhibitor activity. The record is from RefSeq and is a predicted model, not a curated record.